This is a messenger RNA of Pistacia vera, 2982 nucleotides long. RefSeq lists its product as uncharacterized. The transcript has 4 exons. Lineage: Eukaryota; Viridiplantae; Streptophyta; Magnoliopsida; Sapindales; Anacardiaceae. The coding region runs from base 1 to 2982 and encodes 993 amino acids. The record is from RefSeq and is a predicted model, not a curated record.
AUGGGUGACAACAAAGGAGAUACGACCAAGAAGCAAACGCAAACGCAACCGCAACCUCAGCAGCAACAACAACAACUGUCAUCUUCUCCCAAGAACCCACUCGAGGAGUCGACGGAAAAAGGGCAACUUCAACAUCAACAACCACCGCCCGUUGUGGUAACCGGAGCUCCGUUCAUCUCUUCUCCUUUAUAUGUCCCAAUUGGUGCGACUCCGACUCCGUUUGAACAACAAUUUGAUUCUGUGAAUCCCAAGAGACAAAGAUAUAAUAGUAGUCAAUGGAAGCUUUUACCAUCCCCAUCACAACAACAAAAGCAAACAACCCAAAUGGCUAUAUUGACAAGCGAAUCAACCCCAUCGCCAACCACAAACCCCACAAAUCCACUAACUCAAGCUCACACUACUGCAGCUUCAUCCUCCGAGACAACCUCCUCUCCUCCACAUUCUCCCAUUCCUUCUCUCUCUGCAGCUUCUGGUCAAGAGACGAACAAACCAGAGGGUGACCAAUUACAACCCCAGUUCAGAAAAGGAAAAUAUGUGAGCCCAGUUUGGAAACCAAACGAGAUGUUGUGGCUAGCUAGGGCUUGGAAGGUUCUGUACCAAGGUGGAUCAAAUGGGUCUGGCUUAUCUUCUAGAACUGAUCAGCCAGAGAGCGUUCACGUCACCGGUAGCGGCGAGAUGCCGAUUCAAUCAGCAAGAGGAAAAACAAGGGCCGAUAAAGAUAGAGAAGUUGCGGAGUUCUUGCAAAGGCAUGGUGUCAACAGAGAUGCUAAAACUGCUGGGACUAAGUGGGAUAACAUGUUGGGUGAAUUUAGAAAAGUGUAUGAGUGGGAAAGAGGCGGUGAACGAGAACAAGCCGGAAAGAGUUAUUUUAGACUCUCUCCUUAUGAAAGGAAGCUACACAGAUUGCCAGCUUCUUUUGACGAAGAGGUCUUUGAAGAGUUAUCUCAGUUCAUGGGUUCUCGUAUGAGAACACCUCAGAGCAGAGGGGCUUCUGUUGUUGUUUCUGGUGAUGAUAGUAGAACAACUGUCACCAAUACCAGAGUUCUUCCUCCUCCCCCUCCUUUCAAAGAUGAUGACCUCUCGCUCUCAGCGAGGGCAAAGCAACUGGUGAUGACAAGUGGAACUGAAGCCUUCUUUCAUGGUGGUAGAGGGAGUUUACUAGGGUUUGAGUCUCCAAUAGACGUAGGUCUUAUUCCUACUUCAUCUUCCUCUUCCAAGGAACUUCGAAGAAUUGGCAAAAUAAGAAUGACAUGGGAAGAAUCAGUGAGUUUGUGGGCUGAAGAAGGAGAGCACCACAGAGGGAGAAUUAGAAUUCAAGGUUCUAGCUUUCUUAACGCAGAUGAGCUUACUUUCUUUGAUGAUACAAUGGUUGCUUGCAAUAUGGAAGCCUUCGAAGAUGGUUCUCUAAGAGGUUUUUCUGUAGAUAGAUUCCUUCCCGGACAACAAGUCAAAGUCUUUGGGAGAAGAAAGUUUUCCUCAACUUCUGCUUCUUCCGGUUUCAUCGAAAGAGUUCAGCUUCCGUUCGCAGAACACUCCGUCAGAUCAAUCCCUCCAUCUCCAUGGGAGUAUCAAGACCCAACUGACUACUACGUGGGAUGUCUGCGUGUUCCACCAACAACACUACCGAGCUUGUUCGAGCUGUCGUGGCAUUUACAAGAACCACCGCCAGAGGAAUUACGUUUCCCACUCCGAAAAGAUGUCUAUAGAGACUUGCCACAAGGCAAAGAGCUUCUCUUCUCCACUUCAAAUGAAUUGUUAGAUUGUAGAGCUAUUAUAUACGAUAUUUUAAGUCCACUUAUCCGAAAUAACCCUAGCCUCAGUGUGGGCACUGCUACUAGUAGAGACUCUUUCAUUGGCGUUUGGGAUGAUUGCAUCAAUAGGAUCGUGUCCAAGUUUUGUUCUGUUGAAAUGGUUAUUGUACGAAAAUCUUCUUCGUCAUCACCUGAACCAUUGCAGGAUCAGUGGCCAAAUGUGACUGGUUUUGUCAGAAAUUUUUGUUUGUGGCGUGGAGAAGAAGCUGAUCAAUUAAGAGAAGGUCAGCUUGACCCCUCAUCUUCAAUAGUUGAGAAGCUAUUAUGGACUUACAUGGAUCUUCCAUACUUAUUUGGUUACUAUGCAGUUGGCUACAUUGUGACCUUCUGUGCCUUGAGCCGGUCACAAGACCGCGUCAUUAGAACUGAUUUAUAUUCACUCGACCUCUCUUCACCAGUUGAGAGACUGAAAGCCCUCAUCCCGUGUUAUAGAAUAGCAGGCCUUUUGCCAUUGCUAGCAGAUCGCUGCUUCAGCAACAGCAAUGGUUGCAAUUACAAGCAGUAUCCUUUCAGCGAUUUUGAAAGAAUCGAUAUGGGUAAUGGAAAUGUCAUUGAAGUGACUCCAAACACUGUAACAAGAUUUUUCUCAAGCAAGAGAAAAUGGGCAGCGGUGAAAGAAAUAUACGAUUUCCUAGACCACCGAAUUCCACACUCCGAGUCCAUAUACCGCUCGUCAGAGAAAGAUUUGGCCUUGGUGUUUAAGCCUAGAGGGUGCAAGUUUAAGCCCACAAGUUUUGAUCAACUCGUUGAGGCGCUCAAGUACGUGACCAAAGCCUUGGUUGCAUUACAUGACUUAUCUUUCAUGCACAGGGACCUGAGCUGGGACAAAGUAAUGAGAAGAAGCGACCGAGAAAACGAGUGGUUAGUUUGUGGGUUUGAUGAGGCGGUGGGGGCACCACAGAUAUACCCACAUGGGGUGGCAGGAGUGGAGGCACGUGGGAGACACGCUCCGGAAAUGGGGAGGGGAUUGCAUGGAGUAAAGGUUGACGUUUGGGGCGUGGGCCAUUUGGUGAAAACCUGUGGGCUUAGCAAUGUGCCCAAAAUGCUUAGAGAGUUGCAAAUCAGAUGUUUGGACCAGAACCCAGAGCAGAGACCAACUGCCGCCGACUGCUACCACCACCUGCUUCAGUUGCAGUCGUCUCUGUCAGCCACCUCUACUGCACCCUAUUGA